AUGUGGUGUGUGAUAGGUUCAUCCACUUCGACGAUAUCCUCUCAAUCUGAUGCGGACUCGCUCUCCUCCUGCGAUACCCUCUCCGGUACCUUAACUAUCUCUACCUCCGCGACGGGCAGUAUUUCGCUCUCCAAUGUUGAGACUAUCAAUGGCGGCAUCACCAUCCAGGAUGUAUCGGGCUUGACGUCGUUCUCGGCAUCAGAUCUACAGAAAGUGAAUGGGAAGAUAUAUAUCUCUGGGAAUGACGACUUGACGAAUUUGUCGUUUCCGGAUUUGGAAAAGGUCCCCGGAGAGAUUGAUAUCGAGGGGAACAAGGAGUUGAGGGAUAUUGUAUUCCAGGAUUUGAAGAAUGUCGAUGGGAGUUUGAUUUUGGAGGGGACUUUUAAUGAGAUCAAAUUCGACGACCUCGAUAAGGUCAAAGGACAGACGGUGAUUCAUUCCCAUGGCGGGUCGUUUCGAUGCUCCAGUCUCAAUUCUCUUCGUGACGAUGACGAUGACGACGAUAACAAUACCCGCCGUCGCCGCGACAACAACAACAACAACAACGGCGCCUUUCAAGGAUCUUACACCUGCACUGACGGUUCCAGCAGCGGACUUAGUGCGGGCGCCAAAGCCGGUAUCGCCAUUGCCGUAAUUGUACUGGUCCUUCUCAUCCUUGUUGGUUUAUGGAUGAUGUAUCGGAAACAGCGGAAACGGCGCAGAAGACGGAAUGAUGAUCAGAGCCAAAUGAUGUAUACGCCUGUCGGGGUCGGCCUUCGGGGCGGCGGUGGUAGUAGUAAUCGAGACGAGGAGUCGGCAGCUGGUGAUGAGAAGCCCGUUACUGGAGUCCCGAAUCCCGCCGUACUCAGGCAGAAUAGCGACCCUGUUAUUGCGGCUAGUGCCAUUCCCCGGAAACCGAUAUCGCCGCCACCGCCAUCGAACGAGAUGAACCGGGAAUCUAUGGUGUCCAUGUCGACGUCUCCGCCCCUCCCUGCUGCGUUGGUCCCAGGAGAUCGCUCCUCUGCGUCGCCGCCGAAUGAUGCCGAUGGACGAUCACUGUUCCUGCAUCCGAUCCCCCGGAGGCGACCGUCGGAGACAGACGUGCCGUUGCUGGAUAGUGGUGACGUGCAUGAGGCGCCCGGAAGUCCAGUACAACGGCCAAUGUUUGAGCUAGAUGCAGGGCCCGUGCGAGGAACGCAUCAGCAACCUAUUAACCAUGAGUAG
Aspergillus vadensis CBS 113365 is the source of this 1203-nucleotide messenger RNA. RefSeq names its product putative GPI-anchored cell wall protein Pst1. NCBI's taxonomy places the organism in Eukaryota, Fungi, Ascomycota, Eurotiomycetes, Eurotiales, Aspergillaceae. Gene Ontology annotation, cellular component: plasma membrane; cell wall. Bases 1 to 1203 code for a protein of 400 amino acids. The transcript has 2 exons. The record is from RefSeq and is a predicted model, not a curated record.